AUGAAAACAACAACAGCGCUAUUUGUACUCGGCGCACUGUCGACAGCGACGAACGCAGUGCCAGCGCCUGUGGUUGAUACUGUGUAUCCGUAUACCGGCCCCGAUGUCCCUAUUGGCGACUGGGUUGACCCGACCAUCAAUGGCAAUGGCAAGGGCUACCAACGCCUCGUUGAGCCUCCUGCUGUCAAACCGGCUUCGGAAAACCCCACGAACAAUGUCAAUGUCAUAUCAUUAGCAUAUCUUCCAGAUGGGAUGAACAUCCACUACCAGACUCCGUUCAGUUUAGGUGUUGCCCCAUCUGUCAAAUGGGGUACUGAUCCUAACAAGCUGUACAAAACUGCAACUGGAAAUUCUCACACAUAUGACCGAACUCCACCUUGCUCUCUUAUUUCCUCUGUCACCCUAUGUAGCCAAUGGUUCCACGAGGUCCCAAUCAAGAACUUGCAACCAGGCACAACGUAUUAUUACCAGAUUCCUGCUGCCAAUGGUACCACUGUUUCGGAUGUCGAGAAAUUUACUACAGCUCGUGCUGCAGGACAGGAAGGCGAGUUUUCUGUGGCUGUCUUAAACGACAUGGGGUAUACCAAUGCCGGUGGAACACUUACGCAGAUGAGCCUCGCCGUCGACGAUGGAGUUGCCUUUGCUUGGCACGGUGGAGAUAUCAGUUAUGCAGAUGAUUGGUACUCCGGUAUCAUUCCCUGCGAAUCCAGCUGGCCGUUGUGCUAUAACGGCUCUUCUUCCCAGUUCCCUGGUGGCGUGGUCGACAACCCGGAUUACCUUGAGCCACUCCCCGAGGGAGAGGUUCCCACCCAAGGAAGCCCACGCGGCGGUGACAUGAGCUCCCUGUACGAGUCUAACUGGGAUCUUUGGCAACAAUGGGCCAACACCAUUACUACCAAGGUGCCUUACAUGGUUCUGCCUGGUAACCACGAAGCAGCAUGUGCCGAAUUUGAUGGCGGCCAUCACGAAUUAUCUGCUUACCUCAACGAUAACAAAGCAAACUCAACUGGCAACUCUACAAACUACCUCACUUAUUACAGUUGUCCAGAAUCCCAGAGAAACUUCACCGCCUAUAUGAACCGCUUCAAAAUGCCUGGAGAUGAAACUGGUGGCGUAGGAAACUUCUGGUACUCCUUCGACUACGGCCUUGCCCACUUUGUUUCUAUCGACGGUGAAACAGAUUACGCGUACAGCCCUGAAUGGCCCUUUGUACGAGACCUUAAGAAUGGCGAAUCUCACCCUCUGAAGACGGAGACCUAUCCUACAGAUAGUGGACCUUUUGGCAGAAUCGAUGGCACCUGGCAAGAUAAUACCGGAUACGAGCAGUAUCAGUGGUUGGCAAAGGAUCUUGCUAGCGUCAACCGUACCAAGACUCCCUGGGUCAUUGCCAUGAGCCAUCGUCCAAUGUGGAGUUCAAGCACCUCGUCAUACCAAACGUAUAUCAGAGCAGCUUUCCAAAAUCUGAUGCUCCAGAAUGGUGUGGACGCUUAUUUGUCUGGCCAUAUUCAUUAUUAUGAGCGUAUGUACCCUCUUACGUCUACUGGAGCUGUCGACUCAGGCUCUGUCAUCAACCAAAACACCUACAGGACCAAUCCAGGUGUUUCGAUGACGCAUAUUAUCAACGGCAUGGCUGGUAAUAUCGAAAGCCACAGUAUUCUAUCUGGAAAGAUACAGCCCAAGACCGCUGUCCUUGAUAUGACACACUACGGAUUCAACAAGCUCACCUUUUUCAACUCUACUGCAAUGAAAUUCGCCUUCGUGCUUGGAAAGGAUGGCUCUAUUGCUGACGAAGUUACUUUGCUUAAGCCUAACGCCAAUGUCAGUUCUACCAGCACCUCUGCCUCUGCCACUGCCACCACAAGCGGCCUUACCACGCUCACUAGCGGUACCAGCACGAAGACCUGCAUUCUCAGAAUAUCUUCAACGACCAUUGGUACUGCUUCUACCUCCGGACCGUCCUCUCCUAAUACCGUCGAUUCUUCCACAACCGAUACUUCACCUCCUACUACCGUUCAUUCUUCCACAACCGAGACUUCCUCUCCUACUGCAGUUGAUUCUUCCGCAUCCGAGACGUUGUCCGGCGCUACUGAUACCGCGUCGUCCUACACAUCCUCAACGGUUUACACUACUGUCACAUCUAUCAUCUCUUCUUGCAAACCAACGGUUACAAACUGCCCUUAUACCACGGCUCCUAUCACUGUAACAGAUACCAUCAUCGGCUACACAACUUACUGCCCCGUUAGCGGAUCACCUACCGGAACCGUCCUUCAGACUAUCCAUGCUCAGGCAGCCACCAGCGAUGUUCCAUACACGACGUCUACUGUCUACAAGACAACCACGUCCACUAUCAGCUCCUGCGCCGCAACAGUGGUAGACUGCCCAUACACAACUGUCCCAUUUGUAGCUACCGUUGUCGUUGUUGACUACACCACUUACUGCCCCGUUGCAACUGCUUCCGCAACUACCCCUAAAGGGAGUGUCGAGGCCGUCCCUGUCGCAACUUCUUCCGCAACCACUCCUAAAGGAAGUGUCGAGGCCGUUCCCGUCGUAGGUGGCUCCGCAGCUACCGCUAAAGGAAGUGUCGAGACCGUCCCUGUUGUCGGUGGUUCCACAACCACUCCUAAAGGAACUGUGUUUUCAAUGUUAUGGCAAUGCUUCCAACUCAUCGUCGAUCGCAGAAAUAUAGCGAAUUAG
Molecule: messenger RNA, 2694 nt
Organism: Pseudogymnoascus destructans
Lineage: Eukaryota; Fungi; Ascomycota; Leotiomycetes; Thelebolales; Thelebolaceae
Exons: 4
Coding region: 1-2694 (897 amino acids)
Molecular function (GO): acid phosphatase activity; metal ion binding
Source: RefSeq, a predicted model, not a curated record